This is a messenger RNA of Amborella trichopoda, 2918 nucleotides long. Its product is annotated as Sugar isomerase (SIS) family protein. Gene Ontology annotation, biological process: glucose 6-phosphate metabolic process; glycolytic process; gluconeogenesis. NCBI's taxonomy places the organism in Eukaryota, Viridiplantae, Streptophyta, Magnoliopsida, Amborellales, Amborellaceae. Gene Ontology annotation, molecular function: carbohydrate derivative binding; glucose-6-phosphate isomerase activity; monosaccharide binding. Gene Ontology annotation, cellular component: cytosol. The record is from RefSeq and is a predicted model, not a curated record.
GUAGAGAGAGAAUGGGUGGAGAGAGGUAUAGAGAGUAAGAGUGAGGGUGAGUAGAAAGAGAAAGUGUCAUGUGACUAAACGGCCCAUCCAAAUUGGCCCAUACAACUGCACAGAAAUUUUCGCUCAUUCGACGAUCGAUCCGAUCUUGAAAACAUGGACGCUCACUAUUUUUGCUCCCUCUCCCGUAGUGCACUCUGUACAGCGGCAGCACGCAUAUGAGACUCUCUCUCUCUUAACAAACUCUCCUCUCUCUCUCUCUACAAACUCUCCUCUCUCUCUCUCUACAAACUCUCCUCUCUCUCUCUCUACAAACUCUCACCGGACAAUCUCUCUCUAUUAGUGCACACUGCACGCCACGUAGGACACAUACGACACUUUCUCUCUCUCCAUGCGGACAAUCUCUCUCUAUUAGUGCACACUGCACGCCACGUAGGACACAUACGACACUUUCUCUCUCUCCAUGCACAAACUCUCUAUAAACCCAAGGUUUAAACGAACAUUUCCUUGAUCCCGGUAGUCCACAUCUAUAAAAACGCAUUUUCCUUUUACUCCUUUAUUCCUUCGUAUCCUUGAGUCCCGUUCUACAAAACCCAUCGUCUCUCUCUCUAGAAUCUCUUCUCUCUCUCUCUCUCUACAAACCUUACUCCUCAUCCCUCCAUCUUCAAGCCUUCCUCUCUCCACUCCAGGUGACAAUCAUAACGGAUUGGUGUCGUUUUUUCUGUGAUUGUGAUCGUCGGAAUAUGAGAUAAUCAGUGAGAUUGCUUAAAUUUGAUUCAUUAGUUUGAUGGCACCCCCCACUCUCAUUAGUGAUACACAACCGUGGAAGGACUUAAAGGUCCAUGUGGAGGAUAUCAACAAAACCCAUUUACGGGAUCUUAUGAAUGAUUCUGAACGCUGUAAAUCAAUGAUGAUGGAGUUUGAUGGGAUACUGUUGGACUAUUCUCGACAAAGGAUUUCUCAGGAGACCUUGGACAAACUCUUUAAACUUGCUGAGGCAGCUCAUCUGAGGCAGAAGAUUAACAACAUGUACAAUGGAGAACAUAUAAACAGCACUGAGGACAGGCCGGUACUUCACGUGGCUCUUCGAGCUCCAAGAGAUUCUGUCAUCAAUUGUGAUGGGAAAAAUGUGGUUACGGAUGUUUGGAAAGUUCUUGACAAAAUCAAGGACUUUACUGAAAGGGUUCGAAGCGGUUCUUGGGUCGGAGUGACAGGAAAACCAUUAACAGAUGUUGUUUCUGUUGGUAUUGGUGGCAGUUUCUUAGGUCCUUUAUUUGUGCACACUGCUCUUCAAACAGAUCCAGAGGCUGCAAAAUGUGCAAAAGGUCGACAGCUUCGCUUUCUUGCAAAUGUUGAUCCAAUUGACGUUGCUCGAAAUAUCACUGGACUGAACCCUGAAACUACAUUGGUUGUCGUGGUUUCAAAGACUUUUACUACAGCUGAAACAAUGUUGAAUGCUCGAACUUUGAGGGAAUGGAUUGUAUCGGCUCUUGGGCCCAAAGCAGUUGCAAAGCAUAUGGUAGCAGUCAGUACUAACCUCACGCUUGUGGAGAAGUUCGGGAUCAACCCUGACAAUGCUUUUGCGUUUUGGGAUUGGGUUGGAGGUCGCUAUAGUGUUUGCAGUGCCGUUGGCGUGCUUCCUUUGUCAUUGCAGUACGGUUUCUCUAUUAUUCAAAAGUUUUUGAAUGGUGCUUCCUCCAUUGAUCAGCAUUUCUAUUCCACAGCAUUUAAGGAGAACAUCCCUGUGCUUUUAGGUCUUUUGAGUGUAUGGAAUGUUUCCUUUCUCAAUUAUCCUGCAAGGGCAAUUUUACCUUAUUCCCAGGCGCUAGAGAAGUUUUCUCCACAUAUUCAACAGGUCAGCAUGGAGAGUAAUGGGAAGAGCGUAUCAAUUGAUGGGGUCCCACUUCCAUUUGAGGCUGGUGAAAUCGAUUUUGGCGAACCUGGCACAAAUGGCCAGCAUAGCUUUUAUCAGCUUAUCCACCAGGGACGGGUGAUUCCUUGUGAUUUCAUUGGUGUCAUGAAGAGCCAACAGCCUGUAUACCUGAAGGGGGAAGUGGUGAGUAAUCAUGAUGAGCUCAUGUCUAAUUUUUUUGCACAGCCAGAUGCUCUUGCUUAUGGAAAGACUCCAGAACAGUUGCUAAGUGAGAAAGUUCCUGACCAUCUUAUUCGUCACAAGACUUUCUCAGGGAAUCGGCCCUCUAUAUGCCUCCUACUCCCUUCUCUAAAUGCUUAUAAUAUCGGACAGCUACUAGCAAUUUAUGAACAUAGAGUUGCAGUCGAAGGUUUCACAUGGGGGAUCAACUCUUUUGACCAAUGGGGAGUGGAGUUAGGCAAGUCGUUGGCUUCUCAAGUAAGAAAGCAACUGAACUUGUCACGAACAAAGGGUGAACCAGUUGAGGGGUUUAAUUACAGCACUACAACAAUGUUAACAAAAUACUUGGAGGCCAAGUCUCCUAUACCUUCAGAGCCUUGUACUAUUCUUCCAAAGGUAUGAUAGAGGUUGUUAUGGAUACUUCCAACUUUUAGUGCUGAUAAGUCAGGUGAGCCUUUUUAAUUUCUUAUCCCAUGGGUUCUUAUGGUCCUUAAUGUUAUGCAUAAUGUAAGCAUAUGGAGUUUGCUUGAUGGUAUUGUUACCCGAUAAAACCCUAGAUGUUAGCUAGAUACAAUUCUGGCUCAUUUUGGGGAAAACCCUAGAUAUUAGCUAUAUACAAUUCUGGCUCAUUUUGGGGGCUCAAUUCCUUUGCUAUGGUUUCUAUUCUUCUUACACCAGAAUAAUUUCUCACUAGAUUGUCUUUCAAUAGGAAUGUGAGAAUUUUUUAGUCAUUUCUCAGCUUGUUGUGGUAAAUCAGAGAGAGAGAGAGAAAUUAGGAUGUAUAAACCUUGAACUUCCUUUGAGAAAUCUUGGAAUGCAAUGCUUAGAA